CACAAGGCCACGCGCAUCCAGGAUGGAAGGAUACGCCGUCGUGAGAAGACUUGCCACCACGCGCACGGGCCAAGUCCUGCUGUGCACAGACCGACAGACUGGCACCCCCGUUGUGGUCAAGCGCGUGAAGGUGCCCUUUGCGGCACGGCAUGCUUCAACCGUCGUGUCGACCGAACGCCAAAUCCAUCGACACAUGAUGAAGGCCGACAACGAUAACGCUGUCACAACACACCCGCAUAUCUUAGCCCUGUACGACGACUUUGUCCAACAUGGGUACGAGCACUUGGUGCUGGAGUACUGCGCCAACGGUGAACUGUUUGACGUCGUGGAGCAAUUGCCAAACGGACGGGUCGAGCCUACUGUCGCCAAGGCAUACUUCUCCCAAAUUUGCGAUGCCUUGCAGUUCAUGCAUGGCCGUGGCAUUGCCCACUGCGACUUGUCCUUGGAAAACGUAUUGGUGGAUGCCAAUGGAACGUUGAAAGUGAGCGACUUUGGCUUGUCCAUGGAGACCGACCAGCGUCGCGAUCAUGCCGUGGGCAAGUCAUUCUACAUGGCACCGGAAAUGCACUCGGGCGAGUCGUACGAUCCCGUGCUCGCGGAUGUGUGGUCCAUAGGUGUGAUGCUGUUCAUCAUGCUCACGGGAAGUCCACCAGUUGACUCGUCGGAAGUGUCCGACCCUGUCAUGCAGUUCGUCCACGAAAAAGGCUGGCGGUCCCUCGUGCACGAAUGGGACUUUGAUGACGUUGUUUCCGAAGACGCGCUCGACUUGAUGGAAAACAUCCUGCAAGUCGACCCGUUGAAACGGUGGACUCUUGCCCAGGUAGUGGCGCAUCCGUUCCUGCAAUCGUCGUCCAUGCCGCCUGUGACUCCAUCGGACGAAUCUCUCCUCAUCCACAAGCUCCACAACUCUUUAACCAUCGUGGAACAAUUACAAGUCCCUGCUGGCAUCGAAUUCCACCUAUAAUUUUCCUACAUUAAUUAAUCCUAUUUAAAACGGCUAUUUGAUUCCAAAAGUCAUCCCAUAUUGCCCAUUCAGAUUCCCACGAACCAAGUGUGGACGGUCGCUACACUUCUGGGUAUUCGAGCCAUUCGAGUCGAAUUCUCUGGCCUGGAUCGGUCGGGUCGCACACCAUGAGCUGGCUGGAAGAAGCUGCUGCCAUGGCCAAGCAGAAGCGGUCGAGAAAGACGAGGUGUUGGUGGAGAUGAUCAA
Aphanomyces astaci is the source of this 1210-nucleotide messenger RNA. RefSeq names its product CAMK/CAMKL/BRSK protein kinase. Gene Ontology annotation, molecular function: ATP binding; protein kinase activity. Gene Ontology annotation, biological process: protein phosphorylation. The transcript has a single exon. NCBI's taxonomy places the organism in Eukaryota, Oomycota, Saprolegniomycetes, Saprolegniales, Verrucalvaceae. The record is from RefSeq and is a predicted model, not a curated record. Bases 23 to 964 code for a protein of 313 amino acids.